Scatophagus argus is the source of this 1178-nucleotide messenger RNA. RefSeq lists its product as uncharacterized. The transcript has 4 exons. Bases 150 to 872 code for a protein of 240 amino acids. The record is from RefSeq and is a predicted model, not a curated record. NCBI's taxonomy places the organism in Eukaryota, Metazoa, Chordata, Actinopteri, Scatophagidae.
AAAGCAGCUCGGCGCUCAGGCUGAGGGACUCGCCGACUCGGAAUCCCACAUGGAAGUUCAUGUGCUGUGACACCUGUGAGGAGGAACAGCGACCCAGUAUAUAGGAUACACGUUUAGCACGAAGAAAGCUCGCGGCUCCCGUAUAAAACAUGAAGGCGCAGAUAUUUCUACCCGUGACUGUAAUCGUGUCUGUGGCUUUGAUGGGUGUCGUAAAAAUCCGGUCAAAGGAGCAAGAGAAAGACGACAAACAGAGGCUGUUUGUGAAUAUCAAGAUGCGGGUGACCAACGAUGUGCUAGAAGAGUAUGAGAACGAGAGGACAGAGACGAGUAACCAACUGGUAAAGGCCCGUGGUCGGUACAAAAUAAUGGAGGAAGAGCUGAAAUCAGUCCAGAUACAAGCAGAUAAGGCGAAGGCUGAAGUGGACACCUGCAAAGGAAACCAGAAAAUCGCAAGUGAUAAGCUUGCAUCACUACAGACAGAACUCAAAAAUCUCCAAGCUGCCAUGGAUGAGGAGACGACCAAGUGGAAGACAGAAGCGGAAGCUCUGAAAAAACAAGUCAGCGCACGGAGCUCAGUGUGUGACUUUCUGAAAACAGGCUCAGAUGCAGGAAGCAAGCUGUGUAACGGACAAGUGAUUGCAGUGGCCCCCAAACAAGAAGAGCCAAAGGCAGAGGCCCCUAAACAAGAAGAGCCAAAAGCAGAGGCCCCUAAACAAGAAGAGCCAAAAGCAGAGGCCCCUAAACAAGAAGAGCCAAAAGCAGAGGCCCCUAAACAGGAAGAGCCAAAGGCAGAGGUCCCUAAACAGGAAGAGCCAAAGGCGGAGGCCCCCAAACAAGAGGAGCCAAAGGCGGAGGCCCCCAAGAAGAGAUGAGGUUUUACACCUGGUGUUUACUGCUCCACAACACUCGGAUCUGUUUAAAAAGAGCACACACUCCAGCACGUUGCUUUACUGGGUCGCUGUCCGCAUGUGGUUCAUUAAAGUUAGGAGACGGAGGACUACAUGUGAUUUGCACAUGCUAGCUGGGAUGUUAAUGAAUAUUCCUUAUCAAUCUGUUAUUUAUUUUAAUGCAACAAAAUGAAGAAGAUUGGAAAUGCGUUUCAGUGUGGGCCGCAUGUUGUUGUUUCUAUCUGAUGGUGUCAAAUUCUUUGUAAUAAACAAAUUGUGCAACAAUGCAAA